Messenger RNA from Arachis ipaensis, 861 nucleotides. The record is from RefSeq and is a predicted model, not a curated record. Lineage: Eukaryota; Viridiplantae; Streptophyta; Magnoliopsida; Fabales; Fabaceae.
AUGGGGGAUAAUCCGGACAGACUAUAUCGUUUGGAUAGAGUAGCUCAUAUAGCUGGGGUCAUCAACGAAGAGAUUAUGGUUUUGAUGAUAAAUGACGUUGGUAACAUUCCCCAGCGAUGCAUCUCGAGCAUGCGACGGCAGCAGGGCAUACGACUCGACGAGAGGUACGUUCCGUACUUGCAGAUGGCGGGAUUAUACCAUCUUGCGAGACUGAACGAGAGAUGGUUCAGAUUGGAUGAGCCCAUUGUGAGUGCUUUCGUCGAGCGGUGGCAUCCGGAGACGCACACAUUUCACAUGUCAUUUGGGGAGUGCACGAUCACACUGCAGGACGUGGCGUACCAGUUGGAGUUGCCAGUCGACGGACGUUAUGAGUUGCUUGGUGUGUUACCUCUUGCGAACCAAAUCCAGAAGUUUGCAGUGAACUGCAGCUGGUUCCAGGAGACGUUUGAAGAGUGCCCUGAGGGAGCCGACGAGGAGACAGUCAGGCGCUAUGCUCGGGCGUAUAUCAUGAUGCUGUUAGGCACUCAGCUGUUUGCCGACAAGUCCAGAAAUCGUAUUCACAUUAGGUGGCUACCCUACGUGGCUAGGCUUGAGGAUAUGGGUGGCUAUAGCUGGGGGUCGGCAGCACUCGCGUGGUUGUACCGAUGCAUGUGCCGAGUGGCCAACAGACAUGUGGUGAAGCUAGCUGGUCCGUUACAGCUACUUCAGUCUUGGAUCUUCUGGCGCUUUCCUGGAUUUAGACCUGCUGGGUAUGACACGUUCAGCUGGCCCUUGGCCUCAAGGUGGUCAGGUCACAAUCCUUCUGCUAGCGAGAAGGGACCUCGAGUGCAGAUGUGGAGACUAAGGAUAGACCUGUUAUAG